GGGUCCCGCGGGGCCUGACAGGCCGAGCGCGGGGUCGGCGCUUCUCGUCCGGCUCGUCGGCGGCGGCGGCGGCUUCCGGGGCGGGGGCGGGGCGGCGGACAGGCCUCACCCGGCGCCGGGGUCCGCGCGGUGGCUCCCCGCCACCGGCGCUUGGCCUGUUACCCAGCAGACCCUUCGCCUCCCAGGAGCCUGUGCGCCCGCCCUUCACCCCCGCGGUCGCCGGGUGCUCGCCGUCCCCGCGUCGCUCGAAGCGCAGGCUCGCACGAUGGCGGCGGCGGCGGCGGCGGCGGAGGCGGCCCCGACCCGCCCCGCGCAGGCGUCUGUGACCUUCGAGGACGUGGCCGUGACCUUCUCCCAGGAGGAGUGGGGGCAGCUGGACGUGGCCCAGAGGACCCUGUACCAGGAGGUGAUGCUGGAGACGUGCACGCUCCUGGCGUCUCUGGGGUGCCCCGUGCCCAGACCCGCGCUGACCUGCCCGCGGGAGCAGGAGCAGGAGCAGGAGCUGUGGACAGUGAGGACCGAUCUCUCCCGAGGCGCCCGUCCAGGUGAGAAAGAAAGAGCUGAGACCACAGAACCCGCUGCUUGUGAGCUCGCCCUGCCUGAGCGACCCUCACUUCUAAAACUGCUAAUACAAGGAGCCGAGCCCCCCGCAGGCUUCCAGGCGGGCCGGACCGCGGGCUGGAACGGGCCGUGGGAAGUGCCCGGCGGACAGUCGGCGUCGGGGAUAGACCUGCAGGAGGAGAAGCUUCCUAGGAGACCCCGCUCGGAGCACGGCGGCUUUGGGACGGCGGAGGGUGUGUGCGUGAGGGCCGUGCGGGAGCCGGCCCCCACCGUGCGAGCCCUCCUGGAGCACGACUUGUGCAGGCUGGGCGCAGACCGCAUGGCUCCGGGCGGGGAGGGCCUCUUCACCUGCAGCGAAUGCGGGAAAGUGUUCAACAAGAAGCGCCUCCUGGCCCGACACAUGUGGAUUCACUCGGGAGUGAAGCCCUACGAGUGCACAGAGUGUGGGAAAACCUUCAGUAAGAGCACGUACCUCCUCCAGCACCACAUGGUCCACACGGGGGAGAAGCCCUACAAGUGCGCGGAGUGCGGGAAGGCCUUCAGCCGCAAGUCACACCUGACGCAGCACCAGCGGAUCCACAGCGGAGAGAAGCCCUACAAGUGCGACGAAUGCGGGAAGGCCUUCACCCACCGCUCGACGUUCGUCCUCCAUACCAGGAGCCACACGGGGGAGAAGCCCUUCGUGUGCAAGGAGUGCGGCAAGGCCUUCCGGGACCGGCCGGGCUUCAUCCGGCACUACAUCAUCCACAGCGGCGAGAACCCCUACGAGUGCUUCGAGUGCGGGAAGGUCUUCAAACACAGGUCCUACCUCAUGUGGCACCAGCAGACCCACACGGGGGAGAAGCCCUACGAGUGCAGCGAGUGCGGGAAAACCUUCUGUGAGAGCGCGGCCCUCAUCCACCACUACGUCAUCCACACGGGGGAGAAGCCCUUCGAGUGCACAGAGUGCGGGAAGGCCUUCAACCACCGGUCGUACCUCAAGAGGCACCAGCGCAUCCACACCGGGGAGAAGCCGUACGUGUGCGCGGAGUGCGGCAAGGCCUUCACCCACUGCUCCACGUUCAUCCUGCACAAGCGGGCCCACACCGGGGAAAAGCCUUUUGAGUGCAAGGAAUGCGGUAAAGCCUUCAGCAAUCGGGCCGACCUCAUCCGGCACUUCAGCAUCCACACCGGAGAGAAGCCCUACGAGUGCGGUGAGUGCGGGAAGGCCUUCAACCGCAGGUCGGGCCUCACGAGGCACCAGCGGAUCCACAGCGGGGAGAAGCCCUACGUGUGCAGCGAGUGUGGGAAAACCUUCUGCUGGAGCACCAACCUCAUCCGACACGCCGUCAUCCACACCGGGGAGAAGCCCUACGAGUGCAGCGAGUGCGGGAAGGCCUUCAGUCGUAACUCGUCCCUUACGCAGCAUCAGAGGGUUCACACGGGGAGAAACCCCAUCGGUCGGUCCUACGACUGCGGCGAGUGCGGCAAGGCCUACAGCCGGAGCUCCCACCUGGCGCAGCACCGGCGGGUGCACACCGGGGAGCGGCCCUACGCCUGCGGGGAGUGCGGCAAGGCCUUCAGCCGCAAGGACACGCUGGCCCAGCACCGGCGCUUCCACACGGGCGAGCGGCCCUACGCCUGCAGCCAGUGCGGGAAGCUCUUCAGCCAGAGCUCCCACCUGAUGGAGCACUGGAGGAUCCACACCGGGGCCCGGCCCUACGAGUGCGCCGAGUGCGGCAAGUUCUUCAGCCACAACUCCAGCCUCGUCAAGCACCGCAGGGUCCACACGGGCACCCGGGCCCACGUGUGCCCCAAGUGCGGGAAGGCGUUCGGCUGCAAGGACACGCUGGUGCAGCACCAGGUCACCCACACCGGGGCCCGGCCGCACGCCUGCGGCGCCUGCGGGAAGGCCUUCAGCCGCAAGGACACGCUGGUGCAGCACCAGAAGACCCACACGGGGGAGCGGCCGCACGCCUGCGGCGCCUGCGGGAAGCGCUUCAGCCACAACUCCAACCUGAUCGUGCACCAGCGGGUCCACACGGGGGCCAAGCCCUACGCGUGCGGCGAGUGCGGGAAGCGCUUCAGCCACAACUCCAGCCUCGUCCUGCACCAGCGCGUGCACUCGGGCGCCAGGCCCUACGCGUGCGGCGAGUGCGGGAAGGCCUACAUCAGCUCCUCCCACCUCGUCCAGCACAGGAAGGUGCACACGGGCGCCAGGCCCUACGCGUGCGGCGAGUGCGGGAAGCGCUUCAGCCGCAGCUCCAGCCUCGUCCUGCACCGGCGGGUGCACACGGGAGAAAAGCCGUACGUGUGCGGCGCCUGUGGGAAGGCCUACGGCAGGAGCUCCCACCUGGCCCGGCACCAGAAGGCUCACACGGGAGCGAGGCCUCACGACCGCGACGGCUUGGGGGGCCCUUUGGCGGCGUCUCUUGGACUCGGGUAGCCCCGGAGGCUCACGCCAGAGAAGGGCCUUAGGAGUGAGGGCGUGUGCCGCCUCCGUGUUCGUCCUCAGCGCCCGCACCGGAGGGCGCUGUGUGCGCACCGGCCUGCAGGGAGCCCCGUCCCUGCUUGCACCGGCCUGGGACACCCCUGGAGAGUCUUCAUGAGGGACAGUGCGCUUUCCCAGCCGUCCGGUGCCUCUGGCAGAGCCAUCGCUGCCGCCAGCUGCCAGGGUGCCACAGGUGUCAGUCACCCAGGAUGCUCAGGGAAGGCAGACCCCUGCACACGCUCACUCCCUGGAGGGAAUCCGAGUGUCCGAGCCACAGAAGGUCCUCACUUCCCUGACGGGGUUCUGAUGGGCGUGGUCGAGCUCUGGCCCCAGGAUCCGAGCGGGAGGCUGCUGGGGAUUGCCCACACAGGCUUCUCUUCUCCAAGUAGCAGGGGCUCUAAGCACGAGAGCCGUGAGCCAUUGGCCCUCUGCCACCCACACACCGUGGUCUGCUGCCCCGCUCCAGUGUGCCGCGGGGCAGGCCUGCAGGGGGCGUGGCAGCUCCAGGAGGCCUGCUCCCCGUGGGCCGUCCACUGAGAGGAACCCGGGUGCAGCCAGCACGCAGAGAGGGACACCUGUGUUGGCACCAACCUCGUGUGCCUGAGAAGGGACAGCAGGAGGGCAGAGGACAGGCCUCGGUCCACGUUGGCCCAGUUUGCACUAUUGUCCGAGGCUCGAGAGAAGCGACUGGAGACCGUGUGUGCCUGAGCCUGCAGCCUGCGAGCCCAGGCUUCCUGGAGCCCGGAGUCCACGCUGAGAAACCGCCGGUGCUUCUGGGAGCACCGUGCUUAGGAGACGUCCCAUCCUCCCCGGCACCUUUGGGGACCUCUGUCCCUGGAUCCGUGCAGGAGCCGUCCCCGGUGACCAGAAUGCAUGGGCAGGUGUCAGCCGCUGGAGGGCCACAGGGCAGCGUGCGAGUCAUGCUCCGUGUACAAUAUUGGACCUCUGCGCGGGGCUGACCGGCAGACGAGAGGGUCUGUGUCUGUUACAGAGGCCAUCUACAAAGGCCGUCGAGGCAGAGAGGGCACAGGUCUCAGGACCUCGUGCGUCUGCGUCUCCUGUGUCUCCUCUCCUCCCUGGCUGCUGAGGCCUGGCCAUCACUGCCCCGCACUGAGAGGAGGCGGGAGGGCCCGGAGGGCGGGUGUGUGACAUGGAAAUGGACCUCACGCCUCUCUCCGGGGCUCACCCUUCUACAUCCUGGGGCCAGAGACCUGGUAGCACAAAAUAGCUGCCACAUGAGACGUGGCAGGAGGGAGGGCAAGUACGCGUAUUUUUAUCGAGGUGUGAUUGGCAUGAAAGACAGCACAUAUGAGGAGCGUGACAUGCUUCGUAGUGUGUACAUCAUGUGUACAAGCCUGAGGAAACAUGACCGAAACCAGGACAGUGACCAUGUCCAACAGCAGCACAGGGGCCCUGUUAGAGGCCUUUCCUCCCAGCCUUUCAAACCGUUUCCCACAAUUUGCAAACAGCAGCCUUUUCUAGGUUUUUGUGCUUUCUGCUGGAAAUGGGAUUCUGGUUCUUUUCACUAAUCAUAAUGGUUUUCAGAUGAACUCAUCUUGUUACAUGCACCAAUGGUUCAUUCAUUUGUACUGUUAGGGGUUAUUCCAUUGUAUGGAUAUUUGGGUGGUUUUCCAGUUUGGGGCUAUUGCAAAUAAAGCUGCUGUGAAUAUCAUCAGUGUGUGUGAU
This is a messenger RNA of Pipistrellus kuhlii (Kuhl's pipistrelle), 4717 nucleotides long. RefSeq names its product zinc finger protein 264-like. The record is from RefSeq and is a predicted model, not a curated record. The transcript has 6 exons. Gene Ontology annotation, biological process: protein phosphorylation; regulation of cytokinesis; regulation of immune system process. The coding region runs from base 266 to 2986 and encodes 906 amino acids. Lineage: Eukaryota; Metazoa; Chordata; Mammalia; Chiroptera; Vespertilionidae. Gene Ontology annotation, molecular function: protein kinase activity; ATP binding. Gene Ontology annotation, cellular component: spindle midzone; spindle microtubule; spindle pole centrosome.